Messenger RNA from Brassica napus (rape), 2403 nucleotides. Its product is annotated as meiosis-specific protein ASY2-like. NCBI's taxonomy places the organism in Eukaryota, Viridiplantae, Streptophyta, Magnoliopsida, Brassicales, Brassicaceae. The transcript has 5 exons. Bases 1 to 2214 code for a protein of 737 amino acids. The record is from RefSeq and is a predicted model, not a curated record.
AUGGAUCAUCCGAAAGAAGGUUCCGGGGAAUCCGGGAUGCCUCCCUCUGCUUCUGGAGCUAAACUACUGAAAGUUAAGCAAGAAGUCGGAGCCAAGAUGAGGAAGGGGAAAAAGACAGCCAGGGAGGCAAUCGCGACCAGAGUUUCUAAACGGAAGAAGAAAGACGAUUCUAGUGGGAGCAGUCCUCACUCGCCUUCGUUGCUGAAAAAUCAAGACGUGGUUAACCUCAUGGUUCAAGCUCUCGGCCAAAAGGAGCUUGGCCGUGCCUGUAAUUCCGACGAAACCCCCGAGACCGCUCCGGAGGGUUGGUUCUGUUGCCAUGAGAAGUACAUCUCCAAGUCUCACUUGAGAUUUCCUCUUCCGACCCUACUGCUUGAUCUACUAGAUCAUUAUCAGUUAGCCCUUUCCCAACUCUGUCCCUCGGUUAUCCGGGUGAUAAACGGCUUUAUCACUAGGUCCAAAGAGGAGGGGGUUAGCGUCGGUCUUACCGAACUUAUGAGCCUCUUUUCCCUGAAGGAAAGCGCCUCUAAGGAGGGUGGUACCGGGACCUACUACCUCCCUAGUCGUCCCAAUCAUGUUAUCUUCAGGUUCUCUAGUAGUGAUGAUGACUGGAGGAAGAAGUAUUUUUACGUUAAAGUUGAUCCUUCGACGGUUCCUGUGGGUCGGAACCUUAGGGUCACUUGGACUAAUCCAUCUGAAAUCGAAGAUCCUCCGAAGCUCUCUACCAAGCUCACCAGGGCUCUAUACCGCAAGUUGCAGCAGAGUCCCUAUUCCCAGAUACCUACAACGCCUCUUUCCAAGAUCCCAUUCCUGCUGAGAACCUUGAGAGUGAGUUCUUGUCCGAACCUUUUCAAUGAUUUUAUCGCUUUGAAGUUUUUAAACUUAAGGAUUUCCAUUGUUCCAGUUUCGGCAGGCGAUUCGGUUGUAUCGAUCUCAACUGGUGCUAGUGCUUCGGGAACUGAAAAGUCUCAGCCAGGUGACAUGACUCUGCGACCAUCAUUCCGUUCUAGGGGUAACCCCUCUAAAGCUGCCAGUGCUUCUCGUGGAAGCGACAGGAACCAAGGAGGAUCGUUCCUUAUCUCAAUGAAGGAAGUUUUGGACGACGGAGGAUCCAAACCUGUUGUCGAGACUACUCCAACUGAGGUUGUAGCUCAGGAUGCUGCUCCUCUCCCUGAGGUCCAGGUGCCGGAGGCUGACUACCAGGCUCCGAAGGGUACCUCUGAGGUCGAGCCGUCGAGACACAAGAGGCCCAGGACCGAUCAGGGCGGAGCUCCCACCCGUUCUUCUUCCUCGUCCUCUAGAGGAGGGACUGUUGGGUGGAGCUUUACCCAUUCGAAGCCUGGGUCGAUCCUGGACGACUCUUGGGGCCUAGCUGCGAUAAUGAGGCACCUGAAGAGCGUGGGAUGUCCCCUUCCAGCGCUCAAGGACCUGACUAACCGAGAUGAGUAUCUCGAUAUUGCCCACUGUAUGGGUCAGUUGGCUGGGGCUGUUAACAGGGCCCAGCUCAGGUUUGAGAAUGCUCUGUGUGCUGCCCCCAAUGCUGGUGAACUUGCUGAGGUUACCGAGAUGGUUAAGGCAGCCAAAGCCGAUCUUGACCAAGCCCGGGUUCGAAUUUCUGAACUCGAAGCCGAAGUGACGAGGCUAGGCUCGAAGGCCGAUGCUCAGCAAGGAGAGAUCGAGAGUCAAAAGCUCGAUAUCCAGGUGAAGAGCAGGAGGAUCAAUGAUUUGGAGGCUGCUCGAAAGAUAGCUGAGCAUCAAGUACGUGAGCUCAUUGCCUCAUCCCAGGAUAGCCAGAAGAACAAGGAAGCUGAAGUCAAGCUGGCUGUCAGGGAAGGGAAGAAAGAAGUCGCCGAAGCUUACGGCAAGAUCCUGGUCUGUGUUAAGGAGAAGUUUGCUAGGAAGAAAGAUGAGGUCAACGCCUUGGUGUACGCUCAGGAGCUCCAAGCUAAUGCCGACCUCUUGAAGGAUAUGCUGAACAACAAGAUCCAAAGCGUUGAAGAGGAGUACAACCAAUUGGUGGCCUUAUUACCAGAAGCGACAACUGCGUAUGAGAAGGCUCAAGUCUCUGACUUCUCGGUCAGCAAGCUUCCUCUUCCCCAGAUCUCGGAGAGUUCAGCUCCAGUCGAGGCAGCAAUAGGAGGUGAUGGCAAUGUGGUCGAUGAGGGAGUUCCUGCCGGUGCUGGUGAUCCGAUUCAGGAAGAGAAGGAAGAUUGAGAGCUACGGCUCUUUUAGCUUUAUGUUUUGUGUUUUUAAGACUUCGGCCUAAGGGCUUUGUUUCGUUAUGCAUUAUGACUUAGUGCCUGAGGAGGCCUUUAAACCUUAACACUUGCUGGAUUUCAAUAGCCUGGGGAGGCUUUUAAACCCUUUCUUAUGUUUAAAUCGUGGCUAUUAUUUCUGUUUUAA